Molecule: messenger RNA, 5775 nt
Organism: Exaiptasia diaphana
Lineage: Eukaryota; Metazoa; Cnidaria; Anthozoa; Actiniaria; Aiptasiidae
Exons: 7
Coding region: 1-5610 (1869 amino acids)
Molecular function (GO): nucleic acid binding
Source: RefSeq, a predicted model, not a curated record
AUGGCGGCUUGCAGUGAUGUUUCGCAGAAAGACAAGAAAGACGAACCUUUGCUCAUAUUUUACGACAGUGAAGCCGCUAAUGGRAAUGUCCAUUACGGAGAUUUAAUUGAGAUUGCAGCRACAUGUCAUCCAGGCGUAGUUGUUGGCUCUUUUGAGAGUUUUGUGGAUACAAAACAGCAACUUUGCUCGUUUGCUCUAUACCAGUCUGGUAUCACUAAGCAUGAUCUCAGUGGCAAGCCUUCCAUAGACAAGGUCAUUGAGAAGUUCCUGGAAUGGAUCAGAGAAAUGGUUGCUUUGGCAAAUGAAAAGAAUAAAGCCAGUUAUUUUCCAGUGAUCUGUGCUCAUGGUGGAUACCAYUUUGAUUUCUUGAUACUUUUCUCAAAUUUGGAAAGAAAAGGGUUUCCUUACAAGAAGUUUUCUGAUAAUAAUAUACAYUUUGCUGAUAGUUUYCUGUUCUGUAAAAAGCUUCAAGAUGAUGGAAAUCCUCUUCUACAGAAUACAAAGCUGUCAAUUGAUGGACUGUUUAACACMUUUUUCCCCAAACAUACCAUCAAAGGGCGUCAUCGUGCAAUGGGAGACGUAAAAGCAAUGAUCAAAAUCUUUACUCAGACAUCUCUAAAGAGUGAAUUACAUUCAAUGAAUUUCACUACCACCCAAGAAAGAAUUGAAUACUUCAUUUCUCAGUCUUCAAGAAAACUACAGCAAAGAAUUUUGGAAGAAAAGAUGGCUUCCUUGGACGCCUGCAGCAGAAAUAUGUGUUCCAAAACUCUUAUCAAAGAAGGAAUGACGUAUGACGUCCUCAAGACUGUAUUCCAACAAUGCUCCUCUUAUAUGGACUUUUGGCAAACCCUAAAGAAUGUGGGAAUAGAGCGAAAAGUAGCAAAGCACUUCACUAGUCAAUUUGGAGCUUUAGGGCUUCAGAAUGAAGGCGCUCUGGGAUAUUGCUUGGAUAUCGCUAAACAAAAUGGUGCAGCUGUUUCAAAUGGGAUGGAUUCCCAAGAAAAUGAACCAAAACAUUCUUCUGGAAAUAGUCAUACUGCAGUCACCAAUAGCUUAAAACCUUCAAAGACAUAUUCAUCUCAAAACAAUGAAUUUUCAAAGCCUCCUCCUUCCAUCAAAGACGUUCAAAAUCCCAACGCACCUUGUAGUGGUAAUUCACUUGUAUCCGCUAGGUCAGUUAGUUCUUCUCAAGCAUUUGAACAGCGUCCCAUGGACUAUGCUCUGACGUCUUCUUCGGAAGAGGUCCGUCCGAGAAUAUGUGAUGCAAAUGGUGUUGGGCGUGAACAGAACUCCAAGAAGGAGUCCGAAAUCAUCUCCUCUGAGACAAAGCAUCCCACAAAUCCUCCAGAAUCUGGAAAUUCUGAAGAGAGUUCCAGAGAGGAUGAAAGUGAAAAUUGGGAUAGUGAAAUAUCGAAUUCUGCAGGGAACAACGAGACRUUUGUGUUAAAGAUCAAUGAUGUGAUWCCAGUUAGCGUUGGAAUCGAUGACUUUUCSAGUGACAAAUCCCAUCCWAAGCGUCMAAAAAGAAACUCUAAUAAAGAUUCUGACCGUAGYGAUAGACCUGCAGCAAGAAAUWUCAAGACUGAUGGAGUCAAGAUCAAGAAUUCAAGUGAAUUUAAUCGGAAAAGGAAUUCAAACGUUGAAGGGACAAAGUCAUCUUCUCAAGAAAGCAAAGUGUUAAAGUCAACAUCAAUCARUGAAGUUCGUAGCAUUAAAGAGAAUAGUAAAACCACCAUUUCUGAUGUAAAUACACGGGAAAAUUUGGAUGGACUUCAAACAAAUGAGGAGGGUAACAUAAGGGAAYCUAAAUCAAAGACAAUACAAAAUGUAUUGGAAGAAACCGGGCAUAAGGACACGAGUGACUAUUCUCAAKUACAGGGAAUAAACCAUCCAGAUGAUCAUAAUUCUCAAGGUAGUUUCAUCAAACAACGUYCAGGAAAUAUUAAUCGAAGUGUUAYGAAAAACAACAAGAAACGAACUCAAUCAAAAGACAAACGAAACAAGCAAAUUUCGAAUCAAACGAAGUCUGUUAUCUUUCUUGACUUGCCGGGUUCUCCAGACUUCARGGGGAAGGAUGCYACAAYUUUUUUCGUUGGAGAUAUUGAAAUCYGUGUGCCUGUUGAAAAGCGUGACGUUGGUGRUGAUGUGCCUUUGCAAGAAGGAUCCAGUGUUGACAUGCGUGACAAUGAACACAAUGGGAGUAGUGAACCAACAGAUGUGUCCCCAUCCCCUAGAGUGUCKUUGCGUGACGAUGAAGGUGAUAACAUUCCUAUGUCUCAAGAAGKAUCACCAUUAUCUCACGAUAAAGGAAUGUCCUUGCGUGACGUUGAGCGUGACGGUCUUGACAACCCUWGCGACACAAUCAAAGUCGAAGUUUCAAAAAAUGAGGAUAUUUUGAAUUCCUUURAUGACAKURAAGUCAAAACAAAUGAUGCAUUUGCUAAUGGAGAAGUUAUCGCUAAAGAAGAAGAGAUGGCAGAAACGUCUGAAAAGGCUCAAAUUAAGGAGCUCAAUGACAGCUCUUGUGCUCUUGUUAAAGGGCAAGACGAAGAUAAGUGUCCUGCAAAGACUCAGGAUUCUCAAAAUGAAGAAAUGUCACGUACCCUUGAUGCUAGCGGUUCAUGCAAUGAAGACCAGACAAUUGAAUACASGGUACARGAUAUACACAAUGAUGCAUUAGAUCCUGUGGARUCUAUUACAAACACAGWUUUCGAUGAACAGCAGCCUGAACAACAAACUUUACAAGCCUAUGAUGAAAUUCUCGAUGGAAACUACCCACCUAUGUAUCAAAUGCAACCUGUUCCCUUACGUUUCACCCCACCUUGCCCCACUGGGAUGCCWACAGCAGUCCCUGCAGGUUAUGGCUUCUAUCCCCCAAUGGGGCCCAUGAUGCCUAUGUUUUCCGGGCCUCCCUUUGUACCUUUCCCUGGAGUACCAUAUCCUGCACAUCAAGGCUUUGUUCCAUUUAGUGGUUUCCAACAUCGAUAUCCUCUUCCUGGGCAUGUUUUCCAGCAACCAACAAUAUACCAUCAACAGGAACCAGAUCUUGGAUCACAUAACGUGGUGCCUCCAUCGGAUAUCCAUCGUGAAUCUCCAGAUACAUUAGGUAUACCAUUUCCAGAUAUUGAUCGAAUUGUGCCUGAGAAAACUAGCAGAAAAGSCCAUGUUUCUGACUCGUACUCCACUACCUCUGAUGAAACCAGUGAAUCAUCGACAUACCUGGAAAACGAAGGCUUUGAGAAUGCCUCUUCAAAUGUCACUGUUUCUGAUUCCUCUARGGAAGAUCUACGAAGCGAUAGAAGAAGAGUAAAAGAACGAAAUUAUAGUAAGCGUUCUCUUAAGGAAAAGCACAGCCCAUUUAGGGAAGUAUUGCAUAAGGGAAAAGAGGUCAGAGCGAAUAAGGAACGUGAAGACCAAAGCGGAAGUUAUGGCACWAGGAAAGCUAAAGAGAAAGCAGGACAAUCAAGGUCAUCAUUUUCAAUGUCGCCUCGGGCAUCUAAAACAAAAUCAUCUAAAGAUUUGUCAUUUGAAAACGAAUCGAAGGGGAAUCCAUCCAAACCAAAUAACUUCAGCAAACCACGAUCAUCGCCAAAAUCUGGUCACGAAAGCACAUCGUCGGAAAAGCCAUCUUCGCUGAAGGAAACUAACAAGCGAAAGUCGCCAAGUAGGGACACCAGCAAAGACCAWAAGGAAUCAAAAAAAUCUGAAGUCAGUGCGAAGAAAUCUGAUGGAUCACCCAAGAACAUGCCAUUGAAGUCCUCGCUAAGGGAAUCUGASAAGAAUGAGGUCCCAUCGAAAGAUCAAGAAGAACGAGGACUUACUUCAAAAAUGUCUACUAAUAUUGCGAAUUCAAAUUCAAAGCCGUCCACACCAAGAUCGGAAAGUAAAUCUUCAAGCGCUGAAGGAUCGCCAAAGAGUGAAGAGGAGCUAACRGGCUCAUCAAUAAAACAGAAUGAAAGMACUUUUCCAAAAUCAACCCAGGCUUCUUGCAAGAAAGCAUCAGAGGAUGAGGCAAAACUCAGAAAAGAAAACAAYAUAACGAAUGAAACAARAAAAUCUCCAAUAUCUAACCACCCACAGCCAUCCAAGCCCUCUCCCCYUAGGCCAUCUAAAAGGGAAUUUACCAAAGAGAAAAGAUCUCAAAACGCCAAUGAUGAUUUUCAACUAAGGGAGUAUAAUCAUCACAGCUCAAAGAAGUCUACUGAGCGUACUCCUCCACGACAACCCACCCCAAAKGUGUCCAAGUUCGACGUGUCUCCAAAGUCCGAUGAUAGUGGACGCGAAAAUAAGUACCCAUACUCGUCAAAAAAGGCUGAAGGUCCAUMUCAAAAAUCAACACCUUCAAAUGAAUCUUCCACAGCUGAGGCACAAAGGUUUAGUGAUCAUGGAAGCGAAGUAAAGCACUCAUAUCAAUCCAAGAAAUUUGACAAUGUACACCCAAAGUCGACGCCUCCGAGGCAGUCUAAYAAAWCARCAUCCAGCAAGUCUUCGCCAAAGUCAAGUGGCAGUGGAAGUGAUGCAGAACCUAAGAGUAAACUCUAUGAUAGUACUUUAUCGCAAAUAAACAAGACAUCUUCUAGGAGAGAUGAAAACGAAUCAUUAAAACCAAAUAUAUCUUCAUCAAAGUCUCCAAUUUUGAAAACAUCAUCUUCAUCGAUGGAAAGUAAGCGUUUUGAGAACAKUGACACCAAGCAACCAAGACAAGAGGUCAACUCAGAAACAUCUAGCAAAGGAAAACAAACAGARAACGRAGUGAAGACUACAAAUCCYGCRGCCGACAAGCCGAAAUCAAUACAAGAAACUAAAGCCGAAGGAAAGACAACCUCACUUACACCUCAAAAUAAUGAGGCUGCUAGGAAGUUGAAAUGGCCUCUUUCUGUUUGGUCAGGAGGUACAAUAAAAGCACCACCCAAACCUCAGCGCGACCCACUAGCUAAAAGGAGAAUCCGUGAAUCUCAAACGAAAUAUUUCGUUAGUGGACCUGUGUCGGACAAAAAGUUCACAAAGACACCGUCUGCAAUUUCAGAAAGUCAUCGGGAUAAUUCGGGAAAUAGCCGCGGUGUUUUGGAAAGCGGGAAAAAMCACAGUUCAGAUAUCCAUCGAAAUGUCCCAGAAGGCAAUCGAAGCCCUUACAAGAAGACUGAUUAUGUGGCGAAGGGAACGUCUGUUUCAGAAGGUCAUGGUAAUAGUACACUUAAAGAAAACAACACAGAGCAUAGAAAUAAUAGUAUAAUUGCUGAAAAUAAAGGAAGCUCAAAACUGGACAUUUCUGAGAAGGAAAUUGARAAAUCUAGUUCAAAAACAGCUAACUAUAGGGACAUUCUKGUUGGYAAAACGAAUCCAGAGUCGACGYGCAAUACAAAUUCGAGUACAACGGAAGGUUCUUCGACGAACGGUUUCCGAAAAGGUGCAAAGGACUACAAGAAAAGCAACAAAUCUGUUGAGAAUCCAAAUAAUAAUAAUAUUGCUGCACGUAAAUUUACGGGAAAUAGUCCYGUUAACACUUCAAGGUCAGACAUAGAAUGGAAAGAUGGAAAGGCGAACUCAGAAAGACAAAUCAAUCAAGAUACCAAGAUCUCGAAAUCGCACAAAUAUCAAUCCCAUCGGUGACAGUAAUUUGUUUUGACAUUCGUUUCAUUGGGUCUUUUGUUGAACAUUUUGUAUUUGUGAUUAUCUUGGUAAUCCAUACACCGUAAUUUUUUGAAUGAUAUUAUUUUCUUUGCCUAUAAAGGAAAGUUCCUUGGAGCAGUCAAUGAAAUUCAAAUAAUUAUGGUG